AUGGGACGCAAAGAUUCGUUUUACACUUUUGGUAUAGCCAUCUUCGCAGCAAUCGGGACGUUCUUCUUCGGCUUCGAUACUGGUAUCGCCACGACGACAAUUGCCCAUCAGUCAUGGAUUGAAUACAUGGGCCAUCCAUCGAAUGGUAUGACUGGAGCAGUUGUCGCUGUCUACAUCGCUGGAGAGGCUGUGGGAGCCUUCAUGCAAACCUUUCUCGGUGACAGACUGGGCAGGAUCCGGUUCAUGCAAUUGAUGUGCAUAAUCGUCACGAUAGGAGUCGUCAUCCAGACAGCUGCUGUCAAUAUGGGAAUGUUCUUAGCUGGCCGAGCCCUGGCCGGAAUAGCUGUGGGUGGCAUGGUGGGCACAGUGCCCAUCUACCUCAGCGAAAUAUCAGCUCCGCACCAUCGAGGACUCAUCGGAGGAAUUUCUGGCUGCGGUAUUUCCUUUGGCACCAUGACCAGCAACUGGGUGGGAUUUGCUUGUAGCUAUGCGCCUUAUGGAGCCAUGCAAUGGAGACUCCCGCUGGGUAUACAGAUUCCUUGGGGCAUCAUUCUCUUCUUUGGCCUUGCGACCUUCAUGCCAGACUCUCCUCGACAGCUGAUCCGAACUGGCAAAACCGACAAGGCACGAAGCGAGUUCGUCAAGAUUCGGAGAGACCUCGACCUCGAUGAAGCGCAAGAAGAGUUCGCUCUCAUGCGGGCCCAGAUCGAAUUCGAGAUGGAGCGGGAGCUCACCGACUACAAACAAAUCUUCAAGCUCUUCCGACAUCGCGCUCUGGUGUCCAUUGCUGUGCAGACAAUGACUUCAUUGACUGGAGUCAAUGUGAUCCAGUACUACCAGACUAUCCUUUACCGAUCUUUGGGAAUCGAAGCUCAUACUAUCCUGGCAUUGGCUGGAGUGUAUGGGACCUGCGCCUUCCUCUCGAACGUGCUGACCACGAAGUAUUUGACUGAUCAGUGGGGACGUCGAAAAAUGAUACUGGCUGGUCUGUCUGGUAUCAUCGUCAUCGAGAUCUAUGCAGCAGUUAUGCAACGACAGUUCCAGAACACAGAUAACAGAGUCGGAAAAGGUUUCGCGGUGCUUGGUAUUUACUUGUUCGUGGUCUGGUACUAUGGCAUGCUGAACUCCACCACAUGGCUCUACGGCGCGGAAGUAUUACCGAUGGCGCUGCGAAGCAAAGUCAUGGGCCUGGCAGCUGCUUCACAUUUCAUAGUCAAUGUUGGAGUCACGGAAGCUGGUCCCAGCGCGUUCGCGAAUAUACAUGAGAACUACUACUAUGUCUUCGUGGCAUGUACUCUGUUCUUCUUGAUCAUCGCCUAUUUCUACUUCCCUGAAACUCGGCACAAGACGUUGGAAGAAAUUGCCGCUGCUUUUGGUGAUCGGGUUGUCAGCUUGAGCGACAGCGAUUUGAUUAGAGAUCAAGGUAUUUCCAAAGCCGGUAGUGACCACAAGGAUAUCGAAGUGGGAAAGUAG
Molecule: messenger RNA, 1473 nt
Organism: Cercospora beticola
Lineage: Eukaryota; Fungi; Ascomycota; Dothideomycetes; Mycosphaerellales; Mycosphaerellaceae
Biological process (GO): carbohydrate transport; transmembrane transport
Cellular component (GO): membrane
Molecular function (GO): carbohydrate:proton symporter activity
Source: RefSeq, a predicted model, not a curated record